Molecule: messenger RNA, 798 nt
Organism: Guillardia theta CCMP2712
Lineage: Eukaryota; Cryptophyceae; Pyrenomonadales; Geminigeraceae
Exons: 10
Coding region: 47-757 (236 amino acids)
Source: RefSeq, a predicted model, not a curated record
GGCUGAGCGAAGGCCGCCAAUGCUUCAAGCGCGAAGCACCUUCAACAUGAAGAGGGAUUCAAUUCCCGACGUAGAGUCCCCUCACUCCCCCACGAGGCAUGGGAACGCAGGCGGGUUCAAGACGACCACCGACCUCAUGCGCGAUCCCAUAGGACCCCCCCUCGAUUAUUCCUUUCUCGAAAUCCGGGCGAUAGAGGAGCUUCGAGAAGUUCUUCCCAGGACAGGAUACCGCAAGCAGCCGCCAGAACUCGUAGAGGACGAACAAGGGCAGCAAGCUCCGAAUCCGAUCUAUGCUGACUGGGUGAAAGCGCCACAGGAGGACCUGCAGACAAACGCGAUUAAACUUGGAAACAACUACCUUACUGCGCUACCUCCGGUCUUCAACAUCAUCAUGAGGGAAGUCCUCGAGAAACCGAGGAACCUGAGCUGGAUAGAUCUCUCCUUCAACCAGCUAGAAGAAGUCCCUGCGGUGCUGGCAGCGUACGUGAAGCUAAGUGUCAUCUACCUGCAUGCAAAUAGAAUCAGGAAGUUGAGCUCUGCUUCUGCUCUCGCCGAACUGCCCAACUUGCGAUCCCUCACUCUCCACGGAAAUCCUUGCGAGCAGACCAAGAAUUACAAGAUGCUCGUCUACGGGAUGUUCAAGCAGAUCAAGAGCCUUGAUUUCUCCACCAUCACCGUCAUCGACAGGGAAAAAACCGCGUCCUUCUACGCAAGGUAUCUGAAGAUCAAGGAGGAGCGAAAAAGCAACAAGGACUGACGGGUGUAGGUUACUGCUGGAAUUUAAUUAAAAGAAGAAAA